Messenger RNA from Myotis brandtii (Brandt's bat), 731 nucleotides. RefSeq names its product TP53RK binding protein (gene TPRKB). NCBI's taxonomy places the organism in Eukaryota, Metazoa, Chordata, Mammalia, Chiroptera, Vespertilionidae. The record is from RefSeq and is a predicted model, not a curated record. Gene Ontology annotation, cellular component: nucleus; cytosol; EKC/KEOPS complex. The transcript has 5 exons. The coding region runs from base 164 to 691 and encodes 175 amino acids. Gene Ontology annotation, biological process: telomere maintenance via recombination; tRNA threonylcarbamoyladenosine modification.
GCGGGCUGGAGGGAGGAAGGAACUGGGUCGGUGGCCCCUGUCCCAGAGGCAGAGCGGGGGGGACGGCCAUUGCGGCCGCGGAGAGCGCGGUCCGGAGGGGAGCGCGGUUCUCUCUCUCAAAUCAAUAAGUAGACAUAUCCUCAGAAUCCUGCUUAUCUAUGAAAUGCAGUUAACACAUCAGCUGGACCUAUUUCCGGAAUGCAGGGUGACCCUUCUGUUAUUUAAAGAUGUAAAAAAUGCUGGAGACUUGAGAAAAAAGGCCAUGGAAGGUGCCAUUGAUAGUUCAUUGAUAAACCCUACAGUGAUUGUCGAUCCAUUUCAGAUACUUGUGGCAGCAAACAAAGCAGUUCAUCUCUACAAACUAGGAAAAAUGAAGACAAGAACUCUAUCUACUGAAAUUAUUUUCAACCUGUCCCCAAAUAACAAUAUUUCAGAGGCUUUGAAAAAAUUCGGUAUCUCAGCAAAUGACACUUCAGUUCUAAUUGUUUACAUUGAAGAUGGAGAAAAACAAAUAGAUAAAGAAGACCUAAUAGCUAAGGUAGAAGGUCAGCAAGUUUCCCUGAAAAAUCUUCCUGAAAUAACAAAUAUUACAGAAGUCAAAAAGAUAUAUAAACUAUCUUCACAAGAAGAAAGGAUUGGGACAUUAUUGGAUGCUGUCAUUUGUAGAAUGUCAACAAAAGAUGUUUUGUGAAAUGUCAGAAGCAUUAAAAAUGUUCAGCAUUUAUAAAAAA